Zeugodacus cucurbitae (melon fly) is the source of this 6693-nucleotide messenger RNA. RefSeq names its product ubiquitin carboxyl-terminal hydrolase 7 (gene Usp7). Gene Ontology annotation, cellular component: cytosol; nucleus. Gene Ontology annotation, biological process: protein deubiquitination; regulation of protein stability. NCBI's taxonomy places the organism in Eukaryota, Metazoa, Arthropoda, Insecta, Diptera, Tephritidae. Gene Ontology annotation, molecular function: cysteine-type deubiquitinase activity; cysteine-type endopeptidase activity; protein binding. The record is from RefSeq and is a predicted model, not a curated record. The coding region runs from base 900 to 4232 and encodes 1110 amino acids. The transcript is spliced from 4 exons.
CCAUUUCGUCAUAGUACUGUUGAAACACAACACUGCGUAAUUUGACAAUUGAAAAGUAGCAACAGUAGCGGCAGUGCGACUUGGAAAAAGAUGUAAAUCUUCUUAAGGCGUUAAUUUGAGGAAAAUACCUGCAAAUAAGUGUGAAAACAAGUGAAAAGUGUGCCUCGCACUUUGGUUAUCAUCUUUCGAAAGAAAAAUCAUAAAUUUCGUUGCACAAAAACAAAGAAACGCUUGUGUGAAAGCAGUCGACAAAGUCCACAAGAGGAAUUUGGCAAAUUUGCAUUGUCCACUCAUUCUGAUUUACCACACAACCUCAACGAUACCUCGUCUGCCGUUGUCUUCGUUUAAUUGUAUUGUGUGUUCCCCUUAUUUUGCCAUUGCCUUUGAUUCGGAAUUUUAUCUUCUUCAUCAAAGCAGCACAGCAUUAGCAGUUGUAAAGAUAUAUAGAAGGUGAAAAAAGCAUUUGCUUAUAAGAAUUUAAAAGUGUGCACAAUUGAAAACAAUAAAGAAGCAAAAUACCAAAAAAAAAAAGCGGAAGAACGGCUGGAGUAAAUAAAAGCUUCAAAAGAUAGUGAAUCGUGUGAAAACAUCUGAAACAGAAGUUGAUUCCAAAGCAGUAAAGAGGAAAGGUAAAGACAGUAGAAAAAAGAACAGUUUGUGCGGGGUGUUAGCGACCGCCUGCUCAAGUGCCAAAGUGGAAGGAAAGCAAAAAGAAAGAAGCAGAGCAGAACUGAAAGGGGCAAAAAUAAGACAUAAUUUUGACAGUGAAAGAUUUUGUAAAAGGUCGCGUUGUAGCCAAAGACUCAUCAUAGCACAGCGACGACGAAGUGUGUAAAAGAAAAAAAGUGCGGUUGCGGGGCGCUGUAAAAUUGAAUUUAAAGCGUAAUUGUGACGAGAAAAUGGAAAUCGAGCCUGACCAAUCGAUAGAGGCAAUGGACACACAAGAGGUCGAAAUAAUCACAAGCGACCUGCCUAAUCAGCAACAGCAACCAUUGAAUAAGCUGCAUUUGCCAGCCGAACAGCUGCCCAACGAGAACGGCAACGGUCCGCCGCAGCAAUUACUAGCCGACACCACUUCGCCAUACGCCAACGAACAGGAGAUGACGUCCGUCGACGAUCCCAAGGACGAUCAGUUUCGUUCUGAAGCUACAUUUUCAUAUACGGUCGAGAAUAUAGCGCAACUGAAGCAACAACAUCUCUCACCACCCGUAUAUGUACGCAUGUUGCCAUGGAAAAUUAUGGUAAUACCCAAUGAUCGUGCGCUAGGUUUCUUCCUACAAUGUAAUGGUGAAAAUGAAUCACCUACAUGGUCUUGUAAUGCCAUCGCUGAAUUACGACUGAAAUGUCACAAACCGGAUGCACCACCAUUUACUCGUGCGCGUAUCAAGCAUCUUUUUUACUCCAAAGAGAACGACUAUGGUUAUUCAAAUUUUAUUACGUGGUCCGAAUUACAGGAGCCCGAAAAGUGUUACGUACACAAUGGCGCUAUCACAUUGGAGGUGCAUGUAGUGGCCGAUGCACCGCACGGUGUACUUUGGGAUUCCAAAAAACAUACCGGUUAUGUGGGACUUAAAAAUCAGGGAGCAACAUGCUAUAUGAAUUCGUUGCUUCAAACAUUAUAUUUUACGAAUCAAUUGCGUCGUGCUGUUUAUAAAAUACCAACAGAAGCGGAUGAUAGCACCAAGUCGGUGGGUUUAUCACUGCAACGUGUUUUUCAUGAUCUACAAUUCGGCGACCGCCCCGUAGGCACUAAGAAGCUUACCAAGUCAUUCGGUUGGGAAACGCUCGACUCGUUUAUGCAACAUGAUGUACAGGAAUUUCUACGAGUGUUACUCGAUAAAUUAGAAUCAAAAAUGAAGGGUACAUGUUUGGAAGGCACCAUACCGGGUUUGUUUGAGGGAAAAAUGUCUUCGUAUAUCAAAUGCAAGAAUGUUGAUUAUAACAGUACACGUUACGAAACUUUCUACGAUAUUCAGUUGAACAUAAAAGAUAAGAAGAAUAUCUACGAUUCUUUCAAGGAUUACAUAGCAUCUGAGACACUUGAGGGUGAUAAUAAAUACGAUGCGGGAGUGCAUGGUCUCCAGGAGGCAAGCAAGGGAGUUAUCUUCACGGCUUUUCCGCCCGUGUUGCAUUUGCAUUUAAUGCGUUUCCAAUAUGAUCCCAUAACAGACAGUUCCAUCAAAUAUAACGAUCGUUUUGAGUUCUACGAACGUAUCAACUUGGACGAAUAUCUGGCCGAGAAGGAGAAGACACCUGCCGAGUAUGUUUUGCAUGCCGUGCUUGUGCAUUCGGGCGAUAAUCAUGGUGGCCACUAUGUGGUAUUCAUCAAUCCGAAAGCGGACGGUAAAUGGUUCAAAUUCGACGAUGAUGUCGUCUCCAGUUGUGGACGCGGCGAAGCCAUUGAACAUAAUUACGGUGGCAACGAUGAUGAAAUAUCGUUCCAUGCUAAAUGCAGUAAUGCUUAUAUGUUAGUCUACAUACGAAAAUCCGAAUUAGAACGUGUACUCAGCGAUAUACCCGAAAAGGAAAUACCCAGUGAAUUAGUUGAACGUCUCGAAUUGGAGAAACGUAUCGAAAUGGCACGUCGUAAGGAGCGUAGCGAGGCAAACUUAUAUGUAUCCAUACAUGUUAUCCUAGAGGAAUACUUUGAGGCACAACAAAAGCGACGACUCUUCGAUUUGGAUAAGGUGCAUCAACGCCUCUUCAAGCUAAAGCAGACGCAAACCGUCGAAGAAAUGAUGGAUGCGUUCGUGAAGUCAUUCGGUGUGCCCAAGGAUCGUAUGCGCGUCUGGAUUAUGUUUGCGGCACAAACGCAAAAAUUUCUAUACUUUGAUUUCCAACGAGAGGGAUUGCGUCCAAUUGAGCAAAUCGCCACCGCACAGAAACCAUGGGUGAUCUUCCUAGAGUUGGCGUCACCACUUGUACCUGGCCGCCCGUUGCCACCGUUCGAUCCCAAACAAGAAGUGCUGCUAUUCUUUAAGUAUUAUGACGCAUGUAAUAAGCGCUUAAAUUAUAUUGGCUGCUCACAACAGCCACUAAGUCGACGUUUAAGCGAAAUCGUCACGGAGGUGAAUACACAAUUGGGCUUUGAGCCGGAUACCGAAUUGACGGUGUUCGAUGAAUGUCACGACAAGAAAAUUACCAAUAUCAAUGAACCACUAGAGAAUGUGCUUUACCUGCAUUCGGACAAUCUGCAGGGCAAUAUAUUAAUAUUCGAAAAGGAGCAUAUUGACAUCAAACUAGAUUUGCCUACUGUCGAAGAUUACUUCCUGGACUUGGUGUAUAGAGUGGAAAUCACAUUCUGUGAUAAAUGCAAUCCCAAUGAACCGGAAAUCGUGCUAGAGCUCUCAAAUCGCUACAAUUACGAUCAAAUGGCAAAAGCGGUCGCUGAGCGACUCAAUACCGAUCCGAACAAAUUGCAGUUCUUUAUGUGUGUCAGCAGUUACAAAGAGACACCUGGCAAUGCCGUACCAUACACCUUCAAGGGAACUGUUAAGGAUCUAGUCGCCUACUGCAAGCAGAGCGCUACCAAAAAGCUCUUCUAUCAAAGACUGUCACUCAGCAUCCACGAACUCGACAAUAAGAAACAAUUCAAAUGCAUUUGGGUCUCCAACGAUCUGAAGGAGGAGAAAGAGCUCGUAUUGUAUCCGAAUAAGAAUGAGAAUGUCAAAGGUCUAUUGGAUGAGGCUGCCAAAAAGAUACAAUUCGCUGAGAAUAGUCGUAAGAAAUUGCGAUUGCUUAAAGUGGCCAAUCACAAAAUCUCCACCAUCUACAAGGAGGAUAUGCCGCUGGAAGCGCUACAAAAGCCCAACGAAACGCUGACGACACAAAGUGCGCAGAAGAUUUUCCGAAUUGAGGAAGUGCCUGCCGAAGAUAUGCAGCUGGCCGAGAAUGAGAUACUCGUGCCCGUGGCACAUUAUAGCAAAGAGAUAUAUAAUUCCUUUGGUGUGCCAUUCUUGAUUAAAGCGAAACAUAACGAACCAUAUGGUGCGCUCAAACAACGCAUACAAAAGCGUCUGAAUGUGCCCGACAAGGAGUGGGAGAAUUUCAAAUUUGCCGUCAUCUCGAUGGGGCAUCCGAACGAGGUUAACGACAAUACACCGGUCGAUAUGGAGAUCUAUCGCACUUGGACUAAUGCACAUUUGCCUUACUUUGGACUCGAUCACAUAAAUAAAUCCAGAAAGCGAACAUCCUUAAAUUUCUCCGAGAAAGCGAUUAAGAUUUACAAUUAAAUUAGAAUGUAAUUGGCGUAAAAACAACAAAAACAAAACAAAAACAAAAACAUAACAAGAAGCUGAAACUCAUUGUGGGAUCGAUAAUGUGUGCGUGCAAAACCAACAACAACAACAACAAAAUGUAAUAACCGAGCAUUUGCGAACUGCCGAUUUGAAGGAGAAAAUAUGCGGAGAGAAGCAAAAACAUAAAAAAAAACAAAAAAAGAGGGUAUUAUAGCAGAAUAAUUUUAAAAUGGGGCUUUAUGGCUAAAGAGAGAGAGAUAGAGAAAGAGCGACGAGUUUAAAUUAUAGCACGAUAAACGAUAAAAACAAAUAGAAAACCAUAACAAAAAAACAAAAGUUGCUAAUGUAUGUCUUGUUCUUAUGUUUACAUGCUGCAUAUACGCCGAAACAACAACAACAACACGAACAUACUAAUUACAAUAGCUGCAACCGCAAUUGCAACAACACCGACCGAAUAUGUGCAGCUAACAAAGUGAAGCAAGCAAGUAACAACCAUCCGACCGACCGACCAAACAACCAACCAAUUUGUCAAUCAGCCAACUAACCAACCAACAACAAUUUUAAACGCAAACAAGGCAAAAAAAAAAAGAAAAACCAACAAAGCAGUGUAGAGUGUUUGUGAAUUGUUGUUUGCUUUUAUAGUUUCGAAUGUGUUUAAAAAGAGCUUCGCCUGCAAAAUUUCAACACACCCACAUACACACACGUACAGAGAAUACAACAGAAACUUGAUAACGUAUGAGUAAUAAAACAAAUGGAAAUACAGAACACACCUUAACAGAAACAAAAACAAAAACAAAUAAACCGAACUUUAAAAUUAAACUAAAAUAAAAUAAUAUUAAAUUAAAAAUGUACUACUUUAAUAUAAAUAUAUAUAUAUGCAUAUAUAUGAAUAUGUAUAUGUAUAUUUAAAAAAACAAAAACACAAAAGCAACCAACUUAGGCGUACGAUUGUAAAAGAAAAUUGAAAAUUUUAAUUUACGCGAAAUUUUGUUAUGCGAGUGCCGCAGAGUGCCCAAAAUGCAGAAAUCGACUUGGUGCUGGUGGCGUUGGCUGCGACAUUUGCUGAUGGUGGCUGAUAUGGUGGUAUCGACGUAGAACGUACGAUAUUGGAGCGCGCUAGAUUUUACAUUUUGUUGGCGUAUAACGCGCACAUAUGUAAAUUCUAACUGUUAGUUAGGUGACAUUUCAGGAGCGACAACUGUUUGUAUACCUCUAACCUGAUUUCGGUUUUGAAAGCAAUUUUCACACUUACCGCAGCAACAUCCUUAAGCAACGCAAUGCAUGCCAAGUCGCUCGCUAUAAAUGUAGGCAGCAGCAACACAAAAAACCAACAACAACAACAUCCAACAUGGAAACGCAUUGAAUGCAAGUAGAAUAAUUUGAAAUAUACAUACAUACAUAUACAUAAAGAAACACACACACACUUAUAUAUAUUAUAUUAAAGAGAAAAAAAUAGAGUUAUACAUAAAUUGAAUCUAACAAAACAAAAAAAAAUGAAGCGAUAAUAAUGAUUUUUAGCUAAACUAGCAUGUAACAGCAAAAAAAAAAAAAGCGUGAAACAUUCACAUACACUCGCACACACACAUGCAUAUAUACAUACGAUAUUUUACUUUGACGUCAAAAGGAUUUUAAUAACUUCCAUGUCGCACAUACCGUUAGAAAAGAGAUUUCUUUACUUCACUAACACAAACACAUAUGUACAUGCUGUAUGCUGCUUAGUGUUUGUGCGUUUGAUUGCCACUGUUGGGGGGGGGGAGUACGGUUGGUGUGCAAACGGUACGUCGUCUAUUUGGUAUGGUGAGCUAAAGGCAGGCUUUAUAUGAGCCCUUUUUAUGAUCUGAGGGCGGUUGUGUAACUAAUUGUAAGCAGCGCUAUUUGUAUGCACCGAGUAUUCCGUUGAUUAUUGUUAAUUUUUUUUAUUAAUACAUAUGUAUAAUCAAAAUUAAUUUGUUUUAAUCUAUGCAUUUUUUUUUCUAAAAAAAAAAAAAGAAAACUGAAUACACUCAACUUAUCGCAAUGCUGUUAAUUUUUUAAGCGUAUCUUCAACUCGGUUUGUUAAAAAAAAAAUAAUUUCAACAUAAGCAGAGGUAGGUAUUUUCAUUGAGAAUGAGUUUAAUCAUUGUAUGCGCUUAACUUUGUUAUACUUUCGCAACAAAUUUUUUAAAAGAGUUUUAUAGCUUUGUUCACAUAACGGCCCCGCCCCCUAAUAAGUUUUUUGUACAUAUCUCGUUAACUAUUAAAGCUAUAUAAAUCAGACAUUCUGCAGUCUUUUCCCUUACGUAUCCUAUUAUACAACAUACAAAUAGGUGACAUCGUAUUAUAACCACGCCCACCUGCCAUACAAAGGUUAUGUUGAAAAUUACUAAAAGUGCGUUAACUAACUAACAAAAAACGUCAGAAACACUAAAUUUUGCAGAAGAAAUUGCGAAAGGAAGCUGCACUCAGAUUUUUUUUU